Messenger RNA from Pocillopora meandrina, 12548 nucleotides. Lineage: Eukaryota; Metazoa; Cnidaria; Anthozoa; Scleractinia; Pocilloporidae. The record is from the annotation of a GenBank genome assembly.
AAACAUAUUCUGCGGGGUGUUCACCGAAACAAAGUCACUUACACAAAGUUGCUCUGGGAAAGCUCCGUUAAGAAAGUACGGUGAGUAAAGAAAUUGAUAAUGAUAAAAAGAUUCACCUUUUCUGGAUAUCUAUUGAACUGUUACGUAAAGUUUUUCUACGUCCGCUCGACGAAAAUGAGCAAAUUUCUCUGAAAUAUCAUUGAACGAAUUGUUCAAUCUUGGAACUGAAAAUAGUUCGCAGGGAUGAGACGGGACGAAUUGAUGAAUUGACAGUUUCGAGGCGAUGGAGAUAAAACAGAACUUGAAGGAAAAAUUCGUUACAAAAAAAAAUAAAGGCACCCAAAACCACAACGAUGCCAACAAUUCAGUGUUCAUUCAUUUUGAAACAACGAUCUGAACUGGAGCCUAGGAUGUUUUAUAUCACUGAACUCAGUUGGAUUAUUCAAUUCUCCCCCUACUGGCCUAUUUUAGAAUUGUUUACAAGGUAUUUCGUCAUUGUGUUGCUAAAAAAUUCAGACAAAACCAACCGAGGUAGUUUUAGAUAGGAUGAAUUAUGAAAUCACUAUGGAGAAUAAGCUCUGAAAACUUACUUUCAGCUUUGAAAUCUUUGUUUCCUCAUUAGCUACUCUGUGUUUUUGGUAAGUGUCACAAUUUUGAUACUUACAUUUUUUCGGCUGGUUGAAUCAUAACUUUGUUUUCGUUACACCGGAAGAAUAAAUGUUUUCACCUCAGUGCCGUUCCUCUUGCAACUACAAAGUUCAGAGUAACCUUCGAUCGUCAAGCCCUAUUAAUAGAACAACAAAAAAAAUGUUUGUUUUUCGAUCAGUCCAUCUUGAUCACGCAAUCUAAAUCGGACAAAGUCCAGUUAAUCGAUGAGGAGGCCUUUUCAACUGAGAGUAAGGGGUUGACCACAUUGAUUUACAUGGUCACGUCGAGUUUAAGGUUUGGGGCCUAAACCACCGAUUUGGUUCCUUGAUUUUACAGCUUCCAUGUACUUGGAACAAAUAGGAUUUACUAAAAGGAAGCCUUUCGAGUACAGCAGCCAAAUCAGGACCUAAUCGGGACGAUUUCGCCAAACUUUCAGGUCAAGAAUAAAUCCUUGAAAAUUAUCAGAUAUUUUUUAAUAUUGUAAUAGAUACUCGUUACAUUGACUAUUAAUUUCCGUCGUUUCAAGAACAGGAAAUGGAUCAUUGUGUAUAUAUCAGUUGCUUCAUGUUUUUUCCGAUCAGAUGGGACAGAAAAACGGGGAAUAGACAACAAAAACGAUGAUCAGAGCUGAUUCAAAUCUAAUAAAACUUGUCACUGAGUUGAAUAACGCACGUGAUCAGCGCAAGACAGCGUGACGGCUUAUUUUCUAGCAUGUGAUGUUGUUGGCCUAAAGUCGGAAUCGAGACGGCGAAAUGCAUAAGGAACGAAUUGGUGUCGCGGGAACUGCCAGAUCUUAAUUACAAACGUCUCCUUUUGGUGCAUCUCUUGGGAAAAUGGAGGGAAGGCAUCGCAUUUGAUAGGUCAGCGGAAGGCGACAUACUGCGUAUGCCGUCAUAUAAGCAGGAGAAGGAAAUGGCGGUCUGUUCAUUUGUCCUUAGCUUAUGUCAACCAAGGUUAGUGUGUGGUUUUUAGACACCUCUCUUCAAGUUCGUUUUGUGCAAAGGUCGUGUUUUCUUUUAACGUCAACAGUUUCAAAAACUUUUGCAAUAUUUACCAGCGAUCGCUCGAAAAACCGUUCAUCAACAAUGUGUAACACGUGUUUAUUCCAUGCGCACAUCAUAGAGGCCAAAGUUUAAGUUUAAAAUGAAUACAGAUAUUUUUCUUAUAAGACUCAUGGAAGAAAAAACGGCUUUGUAGUGCCUUGGGUGACUCUUAAGCUUUCUCAACCAUCUCAUCAGGUAUUUAUGUCGAUAGAACGAACCCCAAAGUUUUAAAAUAUAUGUCGUCGGCGUCAUUACGUACAAGGUAGUUUAAAACUGAUACUUUAUCCAGCUCUUUCCUGAAUCGGAACUUGCCAAGAGGAUUUCUAUUGUAAAUACAAAUAUAUUUGGAAUACAUAUAUAUUUGAACGGCUGUACCAGGAAAAUUGAAGGCGUCAAUAUUCUUAACAACAGUUUGAAGUAAACUUUUAGGUGAAAGAUUUUUGAAAAAAUUGGUUUGUCUGUUGUACGAAGCUCUUUGGCCCUACGUCGGUCUUGUGACGAUCAGUUGAAUAUUUUCUCUAUGAGGUCAUGGUUAAUGACUAUCAUCCACAUCUCACUUGAGGAAAAUUGCCCUUUAGGUCUUAUGCUUGCAAAAAGAGUAAAAAUGCUAAGCAGAUUAUACUCGUGAUUUUCCUCUUUGUAGAAAGAUUAGCCAAUUUAUAUUAAAGUUUACUUAUGUCUUUCCAUGUGACGCAUCCACAAUUACCUGAGGGUUCCCUCCUGGGCCAUCUUUAAUUGACAGAGAUAUAUUACAUUGUCAAAUAGAUCAGAGACUUGAAUUUAUUUCAGGAUUUAUUUUAGACAGUCACCCUAGGGGAUGUUCUCAGCAAAAUAAAAAUCUGUCUUCAGUGGUUUUUAGGUGUAUUUUAAAAGUCCAUUAUAGGGGUGAGAUGAUUAUAUCUGCAACACCUUACAGGAAAUUAUGGUAGACAUUAGCACAAACCUCUAUUCCUUUGUUAAGUAAUAUUUUGGCUGCGAGAGAGCCCGAUGAUCAUGUUUCCAUAUCUGGUACAAAAAUGUUUGUUUCCAAGACAAUUUUUGAUAUGUAUGAGCACUCAAUCUAUGGGAGGGGACAUAUGGUAAUUAAUUUUUUGGCCAAAACAAUUCAAAUCUCUACAUGGCUGAAUUAUGGUAAAACAAUGUUCACUUUGAGAAAGUGAGACACACUUCCUGUUUUUCCUUGCAAGUAGACACGUUUCAUCGAUUACAUAUGACUUUUGUGGUUUUUUAACCCAACCACAGUUAAAAUGCUUUCCACUGGCGGUCACCUAGUCAAGGGGAAGCUGAAAAAUUAGUAAUGUCUUUAUGACGAGUUAAAAAUAUCAACACUGUGGGAAAAUGAACAGAGUGACAACAUUUUUAGUCUGCUAAAGAAGUUUUGAUGUCUUCAUGUCAUCUUCAGUAGCAAAUGUUUGUUGUUCAAUUGGAAUUCCCACUUCACAAAUACUUCAUGAAAUCACCUAACUUUAAAAGAUUGCAGUAAACCAAUUCAUAAACAAUUUGAAUAAAAUACAACAGAAGCACAGAAGAGCAGUGGUAAUAUAAGAAAUCAAAGUAAGCAAGAGAACAACAAAACAAACUAUCCACAGUUAUGAUAACUGUCCAAAAAAAAUCAAGAUAAUCAAAAAACAAUUGAAAGUAAAGGAUCAAUCCUGUUGUUUUAACUGUUGAUUUAGAGUUGAUCUCUCCAAUUAGUUAUUUAAGGCCUUUUAUUGUAAUUCAAACAAUUGAGGCAGCAGUAUCCAAAAUCAUGAAAGAUUCUGCAGAAUAUAAGUUAGGACAUGCCUAUAAAUGUGAACAGCCUUUUCUGACAUGAGUUGCUCACAGAUGGGUGUACAAAUGUGGCAAGUGAUCUCAACAAUGUAGCAGGCAAUACAGCUAACACAACAAGUUUGCAAAUCUGAAAUUUAUGCAUGAAGGUAGAGCCUGUGGCAUGGAAUCUUUCACACCUAACAUGUAUCCAACCAGAGAGGUAGAAAAAAACUGACGUAAUAUUUAGAUCAGGUUUCCAAUAAGUGAGAGAGUAGUGUUCUUUCAUUGUACUUCUCAAACAUGGUCGUCAUUUCCUCUGUUCUCAUGAUCUUAAUGAAUGAUUCAACAAUGUUGCUGUCAGGAGAAAUUAGUUCCUGGUCACUCUUAGAGUUUGUAGGAUUAAAGAUCUGAGAGAGAAUGAAACAAUGUUUUUGUCAAGUUUUGUAAAUCUUUUUUUCUUUUUUUAGGAUAGAACUGGGAAAGGAGUUUUAACUGGUUUAUAAGUACGAUGGCACCUAAACACAGUAUAAAGAAAUUUCCUCUGAUAUGGUUGUGGCUGGUUACUGUCUUCUUAGCUAGUGGUGUAAUCAUCAACUGUGUUCAGCUUCUUUUGUUACCACUGUGGCUCAUAAAAAAGAAUUUGUUUAGGUGGCUCAAUUUGAAUUUGGUCUACCUACAUUGGUGCCGUAAGUAUUAAGGAAUAUAAUUUUCCAUAAUUUAUCAGUGAAAUCCCUGAGGUGUUUAUUUCCAACUUGGCUGGUGAGCCUAGUGCUUGUAUGAUGCAAGUAUUUAACUAGGGUGUGGUGUUUAUCAAUCAAGUGCAAUUUUUUUAGAUGAUUUUUUUACUCUCCAUCAUCUGAGACCUAGGGUUAGGUGGACAAAAUGUCUACAUUUUUUAUUGCAUCCAGUUCCAGCAAACUCUCAUUUACCCCUUUGCAAGUGCUGUUACUUUCAAUUAAACAAUCACACAUAUGGAAUCAGUAACUGUGCUUUUCUAUAAGUGAAAUUACCUGUUAGCUUAGCAUCAAAUAAAGGCUGGGAUCUUGACCCAAUCCUGGGGCCUCAAUUAAAUGCUUGCACAGUUUUAUUUCUGAAUGGGAGGUUUUAAUUUGCUCCAUCAUUGAUAUGAGGCUGGCAUUUAACUGGGAUCUAGUGUUUAGUCCAGAAAUUGCACUGCAUGGAACUACUUACAACAGAUCAAACCUGUCAUAACAGGUCCUUCAGUAUUUUCAGGGAUGAUAUGUGCUUCAUUAUUUAUAAUGUAACAUUUAUCCAGAAAUUCUGUUUUUUUGUGAGGUGGUUCCUUUUAAAAUCAGCCUUGACAGUGAAGGAAAAAUGCUUUUUAUGUCAAAAUACUUUAGUUUGAUAAAAAUUAGCUUGUAACAGCAAACAAUGAAAAUAUGAGUGCAUGCCCUUUUGCACCAAAGCCUUCAAAUAUAUUUGAAGUAUUACUUGCAAAUAUAGAGAGGGAAAAAUUACAAACUUGCCAUUUUCAUUUUGUUGCUAUAAUCUACCAAACUCAGGUUUGAAUUUCUCCUUUUCAAAAAUUAAGAUCACAAAAUUAUACUAACAUCUUCAGAGUGUCUCGCAUAUUUUGUCAAAGAAAGGUGUACAGUCAAAACUAUAUCAACCAGCACUAUAUUAAGUGGCCACCCUGUACUAAGCGGUUGAUUAUCAAAGUCCAGAACAUUUUUACCCUUAAUUAAUAAAGUUAAUUUUAUCUCUAGUAGGUGGUUGUGGUGACCUUUCAGCUAGUGGAACCCCUCAAAUAAUACUAAGAAAUAUCUCUCAGGUAGAAUUUAAUUCGUUUUUCUCCCAAAAUCAAUGUUAGAGGCAUUCUUGUUAAUUUUAUCUUGCACUUUUGCAAUGAUAUGUAAAUUGAUCCUAAAUUUGUAUCAUUUAUUAGUGGUCAUUUGUGAGUUGUGUUUUUGACUGUUCAUUUGGUAAUCUUACCUUCUGGGAAUUUUUCCAUCCUUGCCAACAUAAACUUUGUUUGGCAAUGAACCAGAGCUAUAUUGUUUGGAAAACACUACUUUCAUGGAAUUAAACUGGAUUUUUCUGGAAGGUCACAAAUUGUGCUGAUUAAAUUAAAUUAUUUAGCUUUUGUAAAAAUACUUGGAAACUAAACUCACCAAACAUUCGGUAUUUGCUGUUUACUUGAGGGGCUAAUUUUUUCUCUGGCUCAUGAGAUGUUUUUUUGAUGCGGUUUUUUUUUUUUUGCUAUAACAAACCUUUUUGUGUUGUUAUUUAAUUUGCAUAAUUUCCAGCCAGUUUGUCUGGAGUGUGGGUGUAGUUAUUUUUAUGUUGGUAUUAACUCAACAUCCCAUCUGAAUUGUUCAUAGCUGGUAACAAUCAUCAGUUUUAAUUGGAAAGUGCUACCAAUAUUUUAGCCAGAUUAUAAAUUUUAACUUUUUUUCUCUAUAAAAACCCUGCAUUUCUCAAAAAAGCAACUAAUAGGAAAUGUCACAUAUCAUUGACAUUUAUGUAAUCAGUAUAACGAAUUUGAAUCCUCUCUCUGUUGGGCACGAAAACAGCACUACUCCUAAAAGAACAAAUAGGAGUUAUCAUUUGAUUUAUAAUAACUCACAAUAAAAUUUGUAAACAAAAAAGACAGGAUCUGACAAGCUGCAGAUGCCUUCCUCUGUUCUUCUCCUGUCUUUUUUAUUUUAUUUUGCACCAAUGAAAGUUCAAACUAAACACUUUUCAAAGGUUUUUUCCAUUUUUAGUCACAAUUGAACCUCAAAUAUCCACAUUGGAUAGUCCAGAGUCAGGAUAAUCUAACUAUGAAGUUUAAUGAGCCAAGAAUAAAAUGCAUCACUCAAAAGAGAUUACUUAGCAAUAUUAUGAAGAAUUAAAGCAAAUCUCAAAUUAUCGUGUAUAAACUGCUAACAUUUGCCAAAAGUGUUUACAAAAAGUUAUUAAAGCUGACCAAAACAUUUUUCAGCAACUGAAAAUGUUGGUGAAAAUCAGUUUGUUUUGUUUUUCCUGCCAUGUCAAAUGCUUAUUAAAACAUUAAAAAAAACAUUUGACAGCUUCGAAAAGUGGAAUAAAUUCAGUUCCAAUGGGAGUUUAAUCCCAUGUUCUUUGAUAUAAAAAAAAUUUGUUUCAAUCUCAAAUGUGAUGUAUUAAUAUUCAUAUAAAAUUGGAUCAGAGAAACAAGUCUGGAUAUUUGAAAAAUCCAGAUGAUAGAGGUCUAGAUAAUCAAAGUUUGAUUGUAAUAAAUUGCAGGCUCUGUGGUCAUAAAGCAUCUUUAUAUAUAACUGUUUAUCUCCCUAGGAGAUAUAUAGGGACUUGACGAAAAAGUCCAGAUAAUCGAGAAUAUGAAUAUUAAUGAGGGAUAAACACUGAUUAAAUUAAGAAAGCAUCAUUUAAUCAUGAAACAAAACAUUUACAAAUUGGUUUGAAAAAUAUAUGGUCUAUACCUUCACUAUCCAUUGUGAAUAUCUCUACAGGUGUGUAUUAAAAAAUUUAAAUUAAUGAAAAAUGUUUUAACAUCAGCCUAAAAUGUUGAAGUCAGUUUGUCUCAAAGAAGAACAUUGUGUGUGCAUUGAGAGUUCCAUCAUUCUUCAAAGCUGCAUAAUCUGGAUAGUGUCAGCAUUGUUCUGUCUUUCCAUCUGUAAUAAACACUUAUUAAAACUUUCAAUGGCUUCAGAGUUUAAAAAAAUGUUCUCAUCUUGGCCUUCAUCUUCGUCAUUGCUGCUUCUUUCAUAUUUGAAAUAAGAUUGUCCAACAACACUCUCUAAAAUUUACUCGUUGGACAACUGUGUUGAAUUUGGGUGCUCAUUUUCAACACAAAGCCAGUCCUCAACAUCAGGAAAAGAGAGACCUACACUGUUGGCAAUAUUCACGACAGAAUUAGAACCAAAGAUAAAGUCUGGAUAAUCGAGAAAUCUGGAUAAUAAUUUCUACUGUAAUAUGCAAUUUAUUCUUGCAAAUAGUGUAAUAUGUUUUUUUUUUUGUUUUUUAAUUUACAGAGUUAACAUUCCUUGCUGAUUGUUGGUCAGGUAUGAAUAUCAAGCUUUAUGGAACAAAGGAAGACUUUGACAAACUAGGAAAAGAGAGUGCUAUCUGCCUGGCAAACCAUCGCAGUGAUGUUGAUUGGUUGAUUGGAUAUGCACUUGCUGAGAGAGUAGGAGUGCUGGCGGUAAAUAUCUGUCUGUAAUGCGAGCGAGUGUGGAAGCUGUGGUGGCCUAAUUGACACCAGGUUGAGAGGUUCAGGCUCAAGACUUGGACUGGUCAUUGUUUCUUGUUCUUGGGCAAAACACUUUACUUUUAACCCUUUAACUCCCAAGAUUUGCUUGUUAAUUCUCCCUUCUAGUUGCUACAUAUUUCCUUGUAAAUCAGUUAUGAGAAUUUAGUGCUAGAUCAAGACAACAACCUCUACCUGAUAAGUUGGAGUUUUCUCAUUACCUGUUUGCAGGAUAAUGUGUGGAUAUUAUAAGGAGAAUUUCCAUGUUAAUCACUUCUGGGAGUUGAAGGGUUAAAGUGCCUCUCUGUAACCUGGAGCAUAAAUGGGUGCCAUUGGAUGGAUGAUGAAAUUCUGGGCUGUAGCUGCAAGAGGAAUAAGUAAUAUCCCUAGUUGCCUCAUGCUAUGGAAAGUGGAACUAUGAAACUAUGAAACUAUGGCUGGAUGGGCCUCUUGGCUUGAGUCCAGACUUAAACGUUACUGUGAGUGGGUGUGCCCUUAUCUAGAUUCAAUCUACUUUACAGAGUGUGUCAUACAUCAUAAUCACAGAAAACAGAGAAAUUUCUGAUUGAGUAUCGAAAAUGAUCACUAGAUUGGUUUUUCUUUUCUUCACUCUGUGAUUGGUUCAGAUCACAGAAAAAAAAAGUCUGGGCUGUGAGUCCCAUCUGUUAAACACUGGGCAAUGCUACCCUCCCUGUCAUCCUAAAAAUAAGUAAGUAACUGAACAAGUACUAAAUAAAGUGAUAAAUGCUAAUGAAACCAGUAAAAGUCCAGAAAAUUGAGUUUGGUUAUUUAAAUCAAUGCUAGGCUGUAAUGACAUUGAUUGGAAAAUUUUGCAAAAUUGAGGUAAUAAUUUUUUUUGUCACAGACUUGUAAGUGCUACAUGAAGGGCUACUUAAAGUUUCUACCAAUAAUGGGAUUCUCAUGGUGGUGCACAGAGUUUGUCUUCUUACAACGAAACUGGCAAAAGGACCAAAGAUUACUUGAGAAGAGUCUAAAUACACUUCAAGAUUUUCCAUUUCCAUUUUGGGUUGGUAAUUAUCUUUUAGUGUGAAACAUAAUCUAAGUGGAGAUAUUGGGAGAUGUUGCUUAGGUGUUGUUGUUUAAUGAAAAUAAAAAAUUAGUUGAUGAGUAACAGAUGCACAAUUUUCCAAGACCAAAGUGUAUAAGUUGGUUUUACAGAGGUUUGGUCGAUGCUUGGAAUUAUUCAGUUUAUUUUAAGCAAAUUUCUUGGAAAGUGGGGAUUAUUUUAAACCUUCACAUCCUAACGUCAUUAUGCAUAUUCUCCUUACUGUUCUCUAAACACUUCCUAAGUUGCUGACAUGGAGAAUUUGUUUAACAAUCAAGAGCUUGAAGAUUUUAGAUAUAUGAAAAUUCACAUAUUUGCACUGCGGUGGAAAGAUGAAAUUAGGAGAUCCUCACAGCUAAGAACACUACUGAAACGAGUAGUUGUAAAUAGGACCUGAAAAAAAUUUCAGGCCCGUACGGGAUUUGAACCCAUGACCUCUGCGAUACCGGUGCAGCGCUCUACCAAUUGAGCUAACAAGCCAACUGGGAGCUGGUCAAUGAAUUGGGUACAAAUAAACAUCCAAGUGAAUGAAGAGCUUCUUUAGUUGGUGAUCAUUUCCUUUAUUCUUGCACCCUUAAUGUGUGAUUUGGUGUAAUAUUGUGAGGAUAAAUUAAAUGUUUGUUGCUUAUAGUGGUCAAUUAUUGGUUAAGGAUUUGAUUACUCAAAGUGACUUUUCUAACUCUUUGCUAAUGACAAUAAAUACUACUCAUAAGUAAUUAGAUAAAGUGGAAACCGUACCAAUUGUUUCCACAGUUCUCAAAUUAAUGAGAGUUGAAUAACCCUCUUUUUUUACUUUUAGAUGGUCAUUUUUGCAGAAGGAACAAGGCUUACAGAAGCUAAAGUACAGGCUAGUGUGGAAUAUGCUAGGGCAAAUGGUCUGCCAGAAUUAAAACACCAUUUAUUACCACGAUCAAAAGGGUUUUCUGUUACUGUCCACUAUCUUAGAGACAAAGGUACCUAUGGAAAAUGUUGAAUUUCACUUCAGAUUUCUACUUUGUUAAGAAAACUUUGAUAUCCAACUUUCUCUUUUUGAGGGCUAUUUUUGGAGGUGUAGUCCGUCUUUGAACUUUUGGGUAAAGUGAAAGCCAUACUCUUUGGUUCUAAACAUACAUGCAAUAAAAAUUACCCUUACACCCUUUUCCCCCAACGUAAACAUUUCAGUUUGCUUUAGUGAGUAGUGAGUGAUGAUGAUGGCCUUAGCAUGAUGGAAAUUAAAUGUCAACGGGGUGGUAGCAAACUGCUUGGUAACCAUUCUCCCUCCUAAGGCAUAUGUGAGAAGGGAAAAGAGGAUUGGGGCGUAUUUCCCCAUCAAUGAUAUCAGGGGAUAUUAGUGUAGAGGACUCUGGAGGUCUCUAUAUGAAAGCCAUGGUAUGUGCCCCAUUAAUGAUAUCAGAGGAAAUUAGUGUACAGGACUCUGGAGGUCUCUAUAGGAAAGCCAUGGUAUGUGCCCCAUCAAUGAUAUCAGAGGAAAUUAGGGUACAGGACACUGGAGGUCUCUAUAGGAAAGCCACGGUCUGUUUGUGAUUGAUUUUAUUUUGUUGUUGUUGCUGAUGGUUUUUAUGUUGUGAUCUUAUUUUAGUCCCUGCUGUAUAUGACAUCGAAGUUGCUUUUCUCAAAGGAAAGGAACCAAACUUGAUUAGUAUGGUAAAGGGAGAAGCUGACGAGGUGCACCUGUGGGCCAGGUAAUGUUAACGUAACAUUUGAUAAAAAUGGAGAAAGAUGGGUGACCUACCAUGGACGGUGAAAGAGGCACUGGCCCAACGGUUAGCGCUUGUGACUUGGAUGGGAGGUAGUGUCUUGUUCUAGGGAAAGACACUGUACUCUCACUCUGCCUCUUAGGAGGACGAACAGGCUUGUCACCAGUAACCUAAUGCCGGUCUGUACUCUCUGCUUUUGUUUAAUCCAGGAGAACUCCUAUUCAAGACAUUCCGUGUGACGAUAUUGAGGAAACUUCCAAGUGGUGCAGAAAGGCCUUCCAAAAAAAGGUAUUAAAAUUCACACUUACAUCAUUUCCGCUGAUUUCGAUGAUUUACGUUUCCCUUCCCGAUUUCUUAUAGGACGAAGGAAUGGCGUACUUCUUUGAACAUGGUAAAUUUCCAGCAGAAGAAAUUGAAUAUGCUAAGAAAAACAGAAGUCUCGUCAUAACGAUGUUGUGGAACAUACUCUUGGGUGUACCUCUUCUUUGGUAUAUCUUGUCUGUAUUACUGUCUGGCUCCAUUACCUCACUCUUAAUUGCUGCCACAAUUGCUCUAGUUGGUAAGUAAAAGUUUCACCGAGAUUGAUUUGAAAUUCGUGACUAGUGAGUAUAUAUCGAUUAACAGAAUUUUUUCUGAUGACGUGCUCGUACUCAAACGAAGGGAAAAAAACAACUUGAGGCGAUGAAACCACGUAGUCAUACACUGAAGUUACCAACUCAUGCAGCCCACACCAAACAAAGAAAGCGAGGAACACUUGCGUAACAAUGUAACAAAGAACGCUUAACCUUAGUUUAACAGAAAGCAAAAGAAAACAUAACGCGGCUUUGGUGUAACAAUGGAGCAAAAUCCAAAGCGCGCGCAGCUUUGGUAUUUCAUUGAACCAAUAAAAGAAAGUGCGCAAGCGGCUAUGGCGUAACGAUGGAACAAAAUCCAAAGCGCGCGCUGGCGGCUUUGCUGCAACAGUGAAACAAAAUCAAAAGCACACUCAGCUUUGGCAGAACAAUGAAGCAAUAGAACAAGGAACGCGCGGUUGGCUUUUUGCAACAAUGAACAAAAUCAGAUGUGCAUGAAGCUUUGGCAGAACACUGAGGUGAUGAAACAGAGCACGCGCACGCGGUUUUUUGCAACAAUGGAACAAAAUGAAAAGCGCAAGCAGCUUUGACAUCACACUAGAGCAAGAAAACGGCACGCGCGGGCGGCUUUCUGCGUCAAUGAAACAAGAAAUAAAAAAUGUACAAAACUAUGGUGCAACAAUUAAACUAAAUCCAAAGUGUGCGCGCAGCAUGAGCGCAUCAAUCAAACAAAAUAAAGUGCCCCAUUUUAUGUAAUAAAUGAGCAAAUUGCGAAGCACGUGCGACUUUGUUGCAACAAAGAAACAACAUGUAAACCGCGCGCAUUUUGAUGCAACAAUGAGACAAAGUAAACAGCACGCGCAACUCGAUUUAAAUUUAGCAUAACGAGGUACAAGUUGUGCCCUAGUGUCUUUCCAUUUCAUCAAAUGGCGUUUGCCGUCGUGGGAAAAUAAUCCCCCAAAAUGUAAGUGUAAAGCUAUCUAAGUAACAGGUGUAAUUGUUUGUAAUUCGUCUAUAACGCGUUUUUCAGGUUUUAUCAUGAUCAAAGUACUGCUGCACUUUAGUGACUCCAAGAAAGGUAGCAGUUUUGGAUUGAAGCCUUCUAAUGGUACAAGAAACACUACCCCACCAAAUGGUGACACGGCCAAGAAGUUAACUUAGAUUAUAAUGUUCAAAUUGAUUUACGGAGUUGAACAGCGAGAUCUUUUCAAGGGAAUUAUCGAGAAUCAGUUGUAACAAUAGGUUCCUUUUACACAUUUUUGAUACUUAAGAGGGAAACGCAUUUGAUAUUAUUAUGCAUUUUGGUCUUUCCAAAAAAACAAACAAAAAUAAAACAAAAUAAGAUGUUACAAAAAGCAACAAAAAUGUUUGGUGUUUUCAAACUUGUUAAUUUCCAUGCCUGUUGAGGACCUUUCCAAGAUUUUUUCUGAGGGAUAUUUUCCUCGAUCUGGGAUGAAGGAGGAAUGCAGACUCAAAAUAAAGUGAAACAAUUAUUUAGUGACGGUAUUUCUUGCUUUAUCAUCCCCAUAAAAAAUCUUGACAAGUUCUUUCCCGAAAGUAGUGUCGGUAGUUAGGGGAGGU